Molecule: messenger RNA, 1387 nt
Organism: Phycodurus eques (leafy seadragon)
Lineage: Eukaryota; Metazoa; Chordata; Actinopteri; Syngnathiformes; Syngnathidae
Product: transcription factor Adf-1-like
Exons: 2
Coding region: 193-978 (261 amino acids)
Biological process (GO): regulation of transcription by RNA polymerase II
Cellular component (GO): nucleus; transcription regulator complex
Molecular function (GO): DNA binding
Source: RefSeq, a predicted model, not a curated record
UUGUUGUUGUUGUUGUUGUUUCAAUGUUACGCUAGCUCAGCUCAGCUCUAAAUAAGAGAGGCCCGCAUGUCUAAAUUCAGUGUGCAAUUCCAGCUGUUGUUCCGGCCCGUCCACUAGAGGCCGCUGCGUAUCCGGCCCCGACUUUCCCAUCGAUCGCGACGUCAGCGCGGCUUGACGUGACGCCGGGCGUCAAUGCAGAGGGCGUCUGACGCUCAGCGUCGCGUCAUUGGACACUGGAGCUUUGACGCGGCGACGUCAGAAAAAGCUCUUCCAACCAAUGGGAGAGGAAGUGGUUUCCGAGUGGGGAAAAUGGAGGACGCUCUCAUACGGGCGGUUUCUCUUUCUCCCGAAAUUUGGGAUACGAGACAAAAUGCGUACCGGGACGUGACCAAAAAGGCACAGCGAUGGACGGAGAUUUCCACCACGUUGCAUAUACCAGUGGAAGACUUGAAGAAAAGGUGGAAAAGCCUGAGAGACCGCUACAUCAGGGAGAGGAGAGCACUUCAAGAAAACAAAAGAAGCGCCGAUAAAAAGAAAAGGUGGAAAUUCUAUCCCAUUCUGACUUUUUUGGAAAACACCGUGUCGGAGAGGGGAACCCACGCCGACGCCGCGCGCUCCCCGACUCCCGUUUCUCGCCCCUCCACCCCCAUUUUGCAACCGCCCACACUUGUGGAUUCCGGCGAGGAAACGUUCACCCUGGAUCUCUCUUUUGUCCCCCGAGAGGUGUCCACGUCCAGCGCCUCGUCGGAGACCAAACCUCGUCGGCGCUCCCCGGGUCGCCGUCGCGAGAGCAAACGAGGCCGGCGAAAGGAGGACGACUUGGACAGAGACCUCGUGGAGAUGCUGAGUAAAGAGCAGGAUGAGGAGGAACUGUUCUUACUAAGCUUGGCUCCUCGCCUCCGAAAACUGGACAAUGAAAAGAGGAGUCAGACCAAAAUAGAAAUCCUGCAACUACUUCACCGUGCACAAUUUUCAUAAGACAUUAAGAUGGUGGACGACCGGUUAGAGCGUCGGCCUCACAGUUCUGAGGACCCGGGUUCAAUCCCCGCGGGGCCCCGCCUGGGUGGAGUUCGCACGUUCUCCCCGUGCCUGCGUGGCUUUCCUCCCACAUCCCAAAAACACGCAUGAGGCGGAGACGCUCGAUUGCCCGUAGGUGUGAAUGUGAGUGCCGAUGGUUGUUUGUUUGUUUGGUUCGGGGCGUGCCCCGCCUCCUGCCCGAUGACGGCUGGGACGGGCUCCGGCGCGCCCGCGGCCCGCGUGAGGAGAAGCGCGACAGAAAAUGGAUGGAUGGAUUAAGAUGGUGUUCAAUCAAUAUUUGUUUGUUCGACAGUUCAACAUUUUCACAGUUCAGACACACACACACACACAUUAUAAUAAAAUAUUUUUG